AUGACUCGAAAUGCAAUUCCUCAGGAAACACCGUCUCUCACCAUGACUGCCCUUUCUGAGCGUUCGACCUCGUCGUCGAGAAAAUGGAAUACAGACCGGUUAGGCGCUCGGUUGGGUGUUGAUGUUGCCAGUGCUGCUACGGCCGGGCUACUGACCUGCCCGGUUAUCACUGUUAUUGAUCGGGCAAUCAUCGAAAAAGCUGCCAAAGGCCUCCCAAUCCGAAACACCAUCACCUCAUGCUUCAAGUCGAUGGCGCGUCAUCCGGCCGGAUUCUUCCUCAGCACGCCGUUCUUCCUUAUAUACACCCUCUACACAGGGACGUAUCUGACAGCAAACACAAUUGACACAAUAACGUCAACGCUACGGGAUAAACCCUUUUCCACCGUUUUCCCGGGAACGGCCAAGUUCCUGGCUACCACGAGCGUGAACAUGGGGAUAUGCGUAUACAAGGAUGCGGUGUUUGCGAAGUUAUUCGGUGCUUCUCCCUCCUCGUCAACAUCACGAUCCUCCUCGUCGUCGUCGACCUCAACACCAAAAGAAUCCUUCUUCUCCCAAUCCCCGUCAACUUGCCACCCGCACGGCCAAACCAAAACCGUCCCCAAAAUCUCCUACACCCUCUUCUGCCUCCGCGACAGCAUCACAAUCUUCGCCUCCUUCAACAUCCCCUCCCUCAUCGCCCCCUACAUCCCCGACACCCUCGCCACGUCGCCCUCCACAAAAACCGCGCUAGCACAAUUCUCGUGUCCCGCUCUAAUGCAAUUCGUGAGCACGCCUAUGCAUCUUCUGGGCUUGGAUCUGUAUAAUCGGCAGCCGGCUGGGGGGCUGAGUUUCUGGGGUGAUCGGUGGCCGCGGAUUCGAAGGGAUUAUUUGAGUAGUUCGUUUGCGCGAAUGGGGAAGAUUGUGCCGGCUUACGGCGUCGGGGGUGUUGUUAAUGUUAGGAUGAGGGAGGGGUUGAUGGGGUUGUUGGGGGGGUAG
Aspergillus chevalieri is the source of this 975-nucleotide messenger RNA. RefSeq lists its product as uncharacterized. The transcript is spliced from 2 exons. Lineage: Eukaryota; Fungi; Ascomycota; Eurotiomycetes; Eurotiales; Aspergillaceae. The record is from RefSeq and is a predicted model, not a curated record. Gene Ontology annotation, cellular component: mitochondrion. The coding region runs from base 1 to 975 and encodes 324 amino acids.